Messenger RNA from Saxophila tyrrhenica, 915 nucleotides. RefSeq lists its product as uncharacterized. Lineage: Eukaryota; Fungi; Ascomycota; Dothideomycetes; Mycosphaerellales; Extremaceae. Gene Ontology annotation, molecular function: protein binding. The record is from RefSeq and is a predicted model, not a curated record. The transcript has 3 exons. The coding region runs from base 1 to 915 and encodes 304 amino acids.
AUGGCACUUUCUCCAGCGCCAUCUACGCCGGUCGACAACAUAGUGGAGAACCCCCAGGAAGACCUGUUAAAUGCCUUGUCUGCGUUGCAUUUUGGCGGGAAAUACUCGGAUUUGACGAUCACAUGCAACUACAGACAAUGGGCGGUUCACAGAGCCAUUGUGUGCUCGAGGAGCGGUUUCUUCGACGGCGCUUGCAGCAGUGGGUUUCUUGAAGCGGCGUCGGGUGAUGUGGACCUGAGUGAGGACGACGAGGACGCUGUUGAGCAGAUGAUCCAUUUCUUCUACCACCUCGAUUACAUGAGCCCGCAAGCGCCCAAGCCAAUCACCAUGUUCAGACACCGCGCACGUUCUUGCGCUCGACGCAGACUACCGAGAAAACUCGACCUCACGCACAUCGAAGACCCUCUGCUCGCGCUAGCUGCGUGCUACGACCCUGAAGAUGCUUCGCCAACAUCACCAACGGAUAGCCACCAGAGCUUCAGCCUAUCGGAAGACAAGCCACAACUGCUCAGAACGAGGAGUAGCAGUGUACCAUCACUUGCUUACGACAGUGAGAGCGAUGAGGAGUCGAGCGACAUCGACGAGCUACCCGAAGCCGAGCCCUCGCACCUCCUUCUUCAUACGAGAGUCUACGCUCUCGCGGAGAAGUACGAUAUCCCAUCGUUGAAGCAACUGGCAAAGAAAAAGUUCGAAAUGGAAAUGGCUUGCUACUUUGACUCGCCGGAGCUGGCGGAGGCUAUCGAAGAUGUAUACUGCUCGACGAUCGACUCAGAUCGAGGAUUGAGGGACGUUGUUAUCGAAGCGUUCAAAGCACAUCCAGAGCUGGAGAGCACGCAGGAUGUGUACGCUGUCGUCCACAGCACGCCGACGUUGGAAAGGGAACUAUGGAAGAUCCAACGAGGGUUGCCUGUCUGA